Messenger RNA from Thlaspi arvense, 492 nucleotides. The record is from the annotation of a GenBank genome assembly. Lineage: Eukaryota; Viridiplantae; Streptophyta; Magnoliopsida; Brassicales; Brassicaceae.
AUGAAGACAUUAACAUUACGUGGCUUUGAGAUCCAUGUCCUCAUCUAUUCUCAGAAGGUGAAUUUUGAGUCUCUUGUGACAGCUACAGCGGAAACUCUCACGACAAGAGAAACUUCGUCAAUACUGGUUUUAACCAACCAUCGCACAGUCGAGUUCUACAAAUACUGGUACAAGUCCAGGCGGAAGUUCCAUGGCAAGAAGGACCAGGGUUUGUUCAAUAAGAUCAAGCAUGACCGUCAUAUCACGAAAAAGAUUGGGCUUACAAUGAAGUUUCUCAACACAAUUUACUUCAGAGGAUUAUGCCAAAUGAGCCGUGAGAUGAAUAAAGUGUGUACUAUGCAUGCCAAUUGUUGUAUCGGUCUACAAAACAAGAUUCUUGAUUUGAGACAAGUGCUUGGAGAUUGGAACUAUUAUGUUUCUGCGGCUAGGACAACCGAUGGCCGCAAAAUGAUAUGGCGAUCACGGGAGAGUGAAAAUAAUCUAAGAAAACAA